Clonostachys rhizophaga is the source of this 615-nucleotide messenger RNA. The record is from the annotation of a GenBank genome assembly. NCBI's taxonomy places the organism in Eukaryota, Fungi, Ascomycota, Sordariomycetes, Hypocreales, Bionectriaceae.
AUGGCUACCCAACUAUCUUCACAAACUGGCAUUGUCCUUAUUGACCCGUACAAUGACUUUCUUCACCACGAUGGCAAGCUAAACCCUGCCGUUAGGGAGUCUCUUACGACGACUGAUACGAACAAGCAUCUGAAGACGCUUGUCGAUGCCGCUCGAGAACUGCACAUUCCAAUCUUCUAUGCUAUGCACCAGGAGUGGAAGGAGGGCAACUACCAAGGGUGGAGCCACUUAUCCACGUCCAACUCGAGACUCAACAUGGCCAAGGCCUUUGAGAAAGGAACGUGGGGGGCAGAGUUUCUGGAAGGUCUUGAGCCAGAUGUGCUUGGCAAUGGGGAUGUAGUCGCCAGCAAGCAUUGGAACAGCAGUGGAUUUGUCAACACAGACUUGAACUAUCAACUGCGUCAACGGGGAAUCACUCACCUCGUCAUGGCUGGUAUGGUUGCCAACACCUGUCUAGAGUCAACUGCCCGUGACGCCAGGGAGCUGUCUGACGGUACAGCGGGGUUUACAGGUCCGCAGAAAGAUGCGGCGACAGACCUCAUCUGGCCGCUGAUCGUGGAGAAUGUUAUGAAAGUUGACGAAUGGGUUAAAGAGGCACGCCAGAGCCAGUCCUAA